UGACCUCCAUACAAAAACUCCUUGUUUGAUGGGCGAAAUAACGAAGAAAUGCCACCUGCUGGAGAGAGAAAGAUUUUUCUCCGAGUUUGGCCGCUUUCUCCCCUUCCUCUCUGUGGAAACCAAGGUCUCAAGUAAAUUAGCCCAAAGUGUCGUGAAACAUUAGAGGAACUGUCGCGACAGUGUUGUUCCUUUACGGCAUACCGCCAUUUUAAGUUGAGGACCAAAUCUUUUUUUCUCCUGGCGAGAAGCUAACCAAGCUUAAGCCACUUUAUCUUUCGCUUUGGCUGAAGUAUAUUCAUCUGUGGGAAAACAACUUGCUUUGAACAAGGAGAGUGCACGCUCUUAUUCCACGUUGCCUGAUUCGGGCUCUCGGAGUUUUAAAGGGAUUGAAUGAAGAGUUGAGGUGAGUGGGACAAAUGUGUAGUGCCCCUGAGUCUGAGUGGUGGCACGAGGCCUACGCUGGACAGUGGUUAGCUAGAUAGCUAAACUGGAAUAUGUAACGUUAGGUAAAAUCGACCUGUUAAAAUGUACCACAUUUCGUUUUAGGUAUCUCGUCUUACUGCAAUUAAUUAGCUUAAAGCUUUGGUGGAUUGGCAAACUAACGUUAGCCAGGUGGGUCCAUUGUUUGACUGUAUUGUUAGCUAACGUUAGCCCACCACUGAGAUGUCUAGUCGGAAGACAGACAACUAGCUCUAAAGGCGUCUUCAUGAUUCUCAUCUGAAACAGAUUGGAACAGUUCGUGACGUUUUAUUAUUGAGAACGGUGCAAUUGCGGACCGCAAUUAGGGACGUUACUGCAAAUGUGCGUUCCUACAUCUGCAGGAACCCCUAUACCUUUUAUUGGUCAAUUUUCAAGUUGGGACAUGCGGGAGGUGGUGCCGCUCCAGUACAGUAGGUGGCAUUAAUGCACAAUAACGGUGGUUCAGUGCAGUUGAUCACCAUGGCUAUAAACACAAGAAAUCCAACCUUAUUAAAUUCAAAAUCUCUUGCUCUCUUCAAGCCUACUCACUCACCCUUGGGCUAUCCUCUACUCUCUUCACUGCCUCAGCAUAGGACUCUUUGUGCCCCACUUGAACUCUGGCAAUCUCAACCUGUCUCUCUCAGGGCACGUUCGAUCCCCAGCUGCAUGGGCACCUCCACAGUUGACACAGUGCUUUCUCUAUCCCAACUGUACACUCCCUCUGACUAUGCCCUCCUGUAUAUUUCUCACAAUUUGGGAUCUCCAUUUUACACACUACUGCAACAUGUCCAAAUCUAUGGCACCGAUGCGGGUUCGGAACAUAGGCCCUCACAGAAUAGCAAAUUUAACUUAACCUGAAUUUAUCAGGUAGAAAAUGUGUCAAAGCUCAGCAAGACUGGGUAUUCUCAUGCUCGCCAUUGCCACUGGGUUUACGUCUCACCAAUCGGCGGGCAUCACAAACACUAGGAAUAUUAUUUUUCAUUUGAUCCACCACAGCGCCCUGCUUCGGAGAGCAAAGGACACCACAGGUUGAGCCCCGAGCCUCGAAGUGCCCACUUCCUCUGGGAGGCGGAUACAGCAUAAAAACAAAUCAAUUUCUCAACUUUCAGAUGUAACCAUUCCCAGUUUGUCCUUUACCCAGCUUGACACAACAUGGGUUGGCCCAAAAACCGGAUUACAGUCUCUUAAAAAAUCUAGCUCCUACCGGUACAGAAUCUGGGCAAAAUUACCACACGUCGCAGCAGGCAGACUAACUACAUCCUGGACUGACUCCACUUCAGAGCGCUCACCACUGCUGACUGACUGAAUUUUGAGAUAAGCAAAGUUCUCGAGUGCAUGAAGACCUACAAGGAAGAUUACUUGGUUUGUAAUCAGGGGACGUAGGUACACUAAAUGACGGGGCGGCAGGUAGCUUAGUGGUUAAGAGCGUUGUGCCAGUAACCGAAAGGUUGCUGGUUCUAAUCCCCGAGCCGACUAGGUGAAAAAUCUGCCGGUGCCCUUGAGCAAGGCACUUAACCCUAAUUGCUCCUGUAAGUUGCUCUGGAUAAGAGCGUCUGCUAAAUUACUAAAAUGUAUAUGGCACUUGCUCAUUGAACCUCUCAUUCCAAAAUCAUGGGCAUUAAUAUGUAGUUAGCCCCCCUUUUGCUGCUACAACAACCUACAUUCUUCUGGGAAGGCUUUCCACUAGAUGUUGGAACAUUGCUGCGGGGACUUGCUUCCAUUCAGCCACAAGCAUUAUUGAGGUUGGGCGAUUAGGCCUGGUUCGCAGUUGGAGUUCCAAUUCAAACCCAGAUUUGUCAGUCGGACUGCCAGAUGGAGAAGCGUGAUUCAUCACUCUAGAGAACCCGUUUCCACUGGUCCAGAGUCCAGGCGGCGAGCUUUUCACCACUCCAGCCGACACUUGACAUUGCGCAUGGUGAUCUUAGACUUGUGUGCGGCUGCUCGGCCAUGGAAAACCAUUUCAUGAAGCUCCAGACGAACAGUUAUUGUGCUGAUGUUGCUUCCAGAGGCAGUUUGGAUCUCUGUAGUGAGUGCUGCAACCAAGGACAGAAUUGUACAUGCUAUGCGCUUCAGCACUCGGCUGUCCCGUUCUGUGAGCUUGUGUGGCCUACCACUUCGCGACUGAGCCGUUAUUGCUCCUAGACGUUUCCACUUUACAAUAACAGCAUUUACAGUUGAUCGGGACAGCUCUCGCAGGGCAGAAAUGUUGCGAACUGACUUGUUGAAAAGGUCACUGAGCUCUUCAGUAAGGCCAUUCCACUGCCAAUGUUUGUGUACGUAAAUUGCAUGCAUGGCUGUGUGCUCGAUUUUUAUACACCUGUGUGUGGCUGAAAUAGCUGAAUCCACUAAUUAUGAAGGUGUCCACAUACUUUUGUGUGUGUAAUAUAUAUGCAGUGCCUUUGGAAAGUAUUCAGACCCCUGACUUUUUCCACAUUUUGUUACGUUACAGGCUUAUUCUAAAAUGGAUGAAAUAUUAUUUACACACAAUGCCCCAUAAUGACAAAGCGAAAACGGGUUGCUAAAAAUGUUAGCAAAUGUAUAACAUUUUAAAGCGUAUACCUUUAUUUACAUAAGUAUUCAGACCCUUUGCUAUGAGACUCAAAAUUGAGCUCAGGUGCAUCCUGUUUCCAUUGCUCAUCCUUGAUGUUUCUACAACUUCAUUGGAGUCCACCUGUGAUAAAUUCUAUUGAUUGGACAUGAUUUGGAAAGGCACAUACCUCUCUAUAUAAGCUCCCACAGUUGAAAGUGCAUGUCAGAGCAAAAACCAAGCCAUGAGGUCAAAGGAGUUGUCCGUAGAGCUCCGAGACAGGAUUGUGUUGAGACAAUUCUGGGGAGGGUACCAAAAAAUGUCCGCAGCAUUGAAGGUCCCGAAGAACACAGUGGCCUCCAUAAUGUUUUUCAUGGAAGAAGUUUGGAACCACCAAGACUAUUCCUAGAGCUGUCCGCCCGGCCAAACUGAGCAAUCAGGGGAGAAGGGCCUUGGUCAGGGAGGUGACCAAGAACCCGAUGGUCACUGACAGAGCUCCAGAGUUCCUCUGUUGAGAUGGGAGAACCUUCCAGAAGGACAACCAUCUCUGCAGCACUCCACCAAUCAGGCCUUUAUGGUAGAGUGGCCAGGCGGAAGCCACUCCUCAGUAAAAGGCACAUGACAGCCUGCUUGGAGUUUGCCAAAAGGCACCUAAAGAUUCUCAGACCAUGAGAAACAAGAUUCUCUGGACUGAUGAAACCAAGAUUCAACUCUUUGGCCUGAAUGCCAUUAAUCACGUCUGGAGGAAACCUGGCACCAUCCCUACAGUGAAGCGUGGUGGCAGCAUCAUGCUGUGGGGAUGUUGUUCAGCAGCAGGUACUGGGAGACUAGUCAGGAUCGAGGGAAAGGUGAAGGGCGGAAAAUAAAGAUCCUUGAUGAAAACCUGCUCAGGACCUCAGACUGGGGCGAAUGUUCACCUUCCAACAAGACAAUGACCCUAAGCACACAGCCAAGCCAACGCAUGAGUGGCUUCUGGACAAGUCUCUGAAUGUCCUUGAGUGGCCCAGCCAGAGCCCGGACUUGAACCCAAUCAAACAUCUCUGGAGAGACCUGAAAAUAGCUGUGCAGCGACACUCCCCUUCCAACCUGAUCUUGAAAGGAUAUGCAGAGAAAAAUGUGAGAAACUCCCCAAAUACAGGUGUGCCAAGCUUUUUUUUCUUUUCUUUAUUUAACCUUUAUUUAACCAGGUAAGCCAGUUGAGAACAAGUUCUCAUUUACAACUGCGACCUGGCCAAGAUAAAGCAAAGCAGUGCGAUUUAAAAACAACAACACAGAGUUACAUAUGGGGGAAACAAAACAAAGUCAAAAAAAUAUAUACAGUGUGUGCGAAUGUAGUAAGUUAUGGAGGUAAGGCAAUAGGCUUGUAGCAUCAUACCCAAUAAGACUAGAAGCUGUAAUUGCUGCCAAAGGUGCUUCAACAAAGUACUGAGUAAAGAGUCUGAAUACUUACGUAAAUGUGAUAUUUCCGGGGUUUUUUAAAUUUAUAAAUUUGCAAAGAAAUCUAAAAACCUGUCAUUAUGGGGUAUUGUGUGUGUGUGGAUUAAUGAGAAAAAACAAACCAUUUUUUAUUUUAGAAUAAGGCUGUAACGUAACAAAAUGUGGAAAAAGUCAGGGGUCUGAAUACUUUACGAAGGCACUGUGUGUGUACUCGAAUGAAGGUGUAUACAUGGGAGAUUAAUCUCUGAUCUUAGCAGCAGCAUUCUUACGCUUUCGUGUCAUCACACCUCCUGGUCCGCUUCUUCCUCAGACCGCAAUUGUGGGCUACUCUUUGGGUGCUGAAAUUAGUGGUUUUUGAUAACUUAAUUUUAUGUGACGUCGGAGCACCAGUCCACCCACACUAGUCGCAGCUCAACUCAAUAGUAAAUUGUGGAGUUGCGUUUAGUUGGCUGCCAACUAUACCGAACAAAUAUACGCAACAUGUAAAGUGUUGGUCCCAUGUUUCAUGAGCUGAAAUAAAAGAUCCCAGAAAUGUUCCAUAUGCACAAAAAGCUUAUUUCUCAUUUGUGUACAUUUGUUUACGUCCCUGCUAGUAAUAAUUUAUCUUUUGGCAAGAUAAUCCUCCACCUGACAGGUGUGGCAUAUCAAGAAGCUGAUUAAACAGCAUGAUCAUUACACAGUUGCACCUUGUGCUAGGAACAAAAUGUGCACAGAUGUCUCCAAGUUUUGAGCUUGCAAUUGGCAUGCUGACUGCAGGAAUAUCCACCAGAGCUGUUGCCAGAGAUUGAAUGUUAAUUUCUCUACCAUAAGCCGGCUCCGUGUUUUGGGGAAUUUGGCAGUACGUCCAACUUGUCUCACACCCGCAGACCGCGUGUAACCACGCCAGUCCGGGACCUCCACAUCUGGCUUCUUCACUUGCUGGAUCGUCCGAGACCAGCCACCCGGACAGCUGAAGAAACUGUGGGUUUGCACAACCGAAUAAUUUCUGCACAAACUGUCAAACAGUAUUGGGAGCUCAUCUGCGUGCUCGUCAUCCUCACCACCUGACUGCAUUUCUGGAAGCUGAAAAUGUCCCAGUUCUUCCAUGGCCUGCAUACUCACCAGACAUGUCAUCCAUUGAGCAUGUUGGGAUGCUCUGGAUCGACGUGUAUGAUAGCGUGUUCCAGUUUCUGCUGAUAUCCAGCAACUUCGCACAGCCAUUGAAGAGUGGGACAACAUUCCACAGGCCACAAUCAACAGCCUGAUCAACUCAAUGCAAAGGAAACGUUGCGCUGCAGGAGGCAAAUGGUGGUCACACCAGAUACUGACUGGUUUUCUGAUCCACACCCCUAUUUAUUUUAUUUUAUUUUUUAUAUCUCUGAGCAACAGAUGCAUCUGUAUUCCCAGCCGUGAAAUCCAUAGAUUAGGGCUUAAUGCAUUUAUUUCAAUUGACUGAUUUCCUUAUGAACUGUAACUCAAUAAAUUCUUUGAAAUUGUUGCGUUUUGAUAUUUCUGUUUGUGUGGUAUGUGUAUAUAACCUGCCUAAAGCAUUCACUAUUCCAGCUAGCUAGCUAUCCUUGUAAAUGUUUAUUGGGAAGGAGUCCCAUGUUGACGAGUUAACCUGUGACUUUCCAGCCUUCAUUUUCCUUGAAGCCUCCAGGUAAGGGAAGAUUGAGCAUAGUUUGGCAACAUUGAUCAAUUCUCUUACACACUAGCUUCAAAGCUAGUUCCACACAUGAAAAUAAGAUGUUACCUUACCUUGCUAGCUACGUGGAAGUAAUUUAGGUAGCUUUGCAGAAGAAAUUGAGCUGCACAUGGUUCACAAUGGUCUUCCAAGCCUUUGUGGCUCUGUCCACACUGCCUAAUGGCAACACUGAUGCAACUCCAUGUCUGCAUAUUAUUAGUAACUACGUAGUUUGUAAACUAAACAUCUCUUUUUCUCGCUGCAGGUGAAAGAUGACCCAGUUUUUACCCCCCAACCUGCUGGCCCUAUUUGCGCCGCGGGACCCCAUACCAUUUCUGACGCAGUUGGAGAAGCUGCCCCAUGAGAAACACCACAACCAGCCAUACUGCGGCAUUGCUCCCUUCAUCAGGCACUUUGAGGUAAGGCAAACCGACCUGGCCCUUGUGCAAUUACACUCUUCAUGAAUGAGAUGGAUAGUUGGCUAUUUUGGUGUAUUAUUUGACAAUGCCUUUGGCCCUCUACCUUUUUAUUAGCCUAACUUUUGAACUGUUUUGAUAGGACCCCAGAGAUGCCCCUCCCCCUACUAGGGCAGAAACUCGUGAUGAGAGGUUGGAGAGAAAGGUGAGACAAUUGGAAGAGGUCAUUCCCCGUUGUGGGCAUUUCUUUUCACUUUUAGUCUCUGAAACCCUCAGUGCGUAUCUGAAUAAGAUUGGAUAAGUGGAAAUCUUCAGUAGGGUGUACUAGUACAUGGCUUUAAUUUACAUGUACAGUAACCAUUUGGAGAUUGAGUGAGGGGCCUAGCUAACCUGUUUCUGUUUUACAGAGGAGGGAGAAGAUCGAGAGGAGGCAGACGGUUGUGGAGACAGAACUGAAGCUCUGUACGUUGACAUGGAUGAGCUUUUGUGACAUUUCAUAGGACUUACUGAAAGUUGAUGGUCAGGUUGUGAUAUUUGGUUCUGCCUUCUUCCAGGGGAUCCACACAAUGACCCCAAUGCUCAGGGGGAUGCCUUCAAGACCCUGUUUGUGGCUCGCGUGGUAAGUGUGUAUUAUACAGGCUACCUUCCGUGUCCCAUGGCAUCUUUACCUUCUCUUCCAUCCUGUCUUGGCCACUGAGACUAAAACCGUGUAGUGAAUAAUAACAAAUGCAGCACACGUACACCACAAUAAAAUGAAAACCAAGCAUCCACUUCUUGAAGCAUAUCUUACAUUUUCUAUAGAAUGGUAUGAGGCCCAGAAGUGUGUUCUGAAGACAAUUCUAAGACCAAGCUGCCAGUAAAGUCUACACCUGUUGUAUUUCGUAAAUGUGACGAAUAACAUUUGAUUUGUAAAAGGUUUUCCCGCCAAGUUCUGACGGGAUAGAUGUUAACUGUGUUAUCAUUGCUGCAGAAUUAUGACACAACAGAAUCCAAGCUUCGCCGUGAGUUUGAGGUCUACGGACCCAUCAAAAGGGUAAGUUGUCUUGGUCUCCAAACCACCUUUUGGUUUACUUAUUGUCCAUUUGUUACAGUGGCAGUUGGUCCUCUGCUUUCUCUCCCCCCCCCCAGCUUGUUCAGCUAGCGUUAUUAUAGUCGCUCUCUCUUCCAGAUUUACAUCGUCUACAACAAGCGGUCAGGGAAGCCCAGAGGCUACGCCUUCAUAGAGUACGAGCACGAGAGAGACAUGCACUGUGAGUACCACGAGAGGCCAACCCCCCCUCAUAACUCACCUCAUCUCAAAUGGGAGUCUGAAUGCUGGGAGGGUACGUAGGUGGGAUAGUAUUUGUUGAAGGACUCGUGUAAGCGAGACAUGAACAAGAAGGUACCGAAAGAAAUGCACCAGAUCAAUUUUGGGAGCUUACAAUUUUUAAAAUAAUUUCACUAUAGCUUUACAAGUUGUAGCAGUUGGUGUUGCUGACUAUUAGUUAACAUCAGCACCUUAUACUCUUGCUCAGUGUAGGAGGAACCCUCUUGACUGAGUAGCAACUGACUAGGCUCCGUUUUUUAAAUGUGGUUAUUUUCUGUACUGCACUAGCAGCUUAUGCUGUCCUUGGUGUGAUUUCCCAUUGAAGGGCCACGUUGGGUGAUGGUUUCACAUUUAUCCAUAGUCUUAGGCCCACUCUUAAUAUCUGCCAAAUAUAAAAGUACAAUUUUCACACUGCUGAGCCACACCGAGCUGUACUGCGCUGGCCUGAUUACGCUGCGAGGACAUGGUGAAAGGAAAGUAUCCAAGCCAGCAGAGUAUGGUUUGGAUUGGCACAAUGGUGAGAGAAGGAGAACUAGCUGGCAAGUAGGCUUGGGCGGUAUCUAGAUUGUCAUACCUUCAUACCGACCUUGUGCCACACAGGGAUAUUCGGUAAUACCGGCACUGAACACAAGGGGCGCGGUUUUCAAACCCAACUGAUACUCUGUAAUCCGAAGGUUAGCAAUGCUAACAAGUACAUGUAAAAUGCCAUAGAGAAAGCUAACUAAAUGCUAACGACUGCAUUGCGAACGUUUUGUGCAGUUUCUGACCUAAACUAUACAGGUAACUCAAAUGCUACACAGUUUGCUGCACGCACAAAACCAAUAUCAGCCAGCAAGGCUUUUGAUCCAGGAGGGGAUUCUCUGCUGUUACCAAGUGAAUGCUUGAUUUUGGAAGAAGCUAACCACUUAGCUAGAUAGCUAACUAGCUACUAAAUUAGCAAACCAAACGCACAACUGCAGAACAGUUAGCAUAUUUUAGACAGUUAACAUUUAGACUUACCAUACUGUAAUUAGAUCACUUGGCGCAUGCUGCACAACAGUGAGUGACUCACAAGGCUCCGGUCUCUCGUAGUUGUGUGCUUGUAAACAAACACCACGUGACUGGGGACUACCGUCAGCUUCAUAAUAAUGUGUCUGGUGAAAUGAAGAACACAAUGUUCUUUAUCUCCUAACUUAUUGCACAAGUUGACUGCAGGUAUCUACUUAAGUAGCUACAAAUAUUCAAAUUUAUUAAUUAACUUCAAAUAAAUAGUUUCAACGGUAUUGACGGUAUUGACAAACCAUCCUGUGGCUUUUUCCAAAUACCCCGGUAUACCACCCAAGCCUACUGGCAAGGGGUUUAAAAAUAUGGACCCACAGUCCACACAAGUUAAAGAUACAACUCUGAAUACAAGGGUCUCCAAAAUCCAUCCAUCCUCUUUAUUUUCAUAACUUUGAGUUAUGGCGAUAUGUUAUUAAUUAGGGGAAACAAGGUGCUGAGUGAGGUUUGUGUGUGACGUCUGUCUUGUUUGUGGCGCAUGAUGAUCUCUUGACUAACUCAAGUACAGCAGUGAAAUGGUUUCUGUACUGCACUUGUCUGAGCGAGUGCAGUUAGUCCAGCCAUGGCACUUCUCCUAUGUGGCGGUUCCAAUCAGUGGGAGGGGUGGGAAGGUUUGGCCUAUGUUUUGUAUGCAUAAACAACUAAGCCUUGUUCUUCUGGUCACCUUGAAUGCCUUUGCUUGCUGUAGGUUAGGCCUGUAAUAGUUAGGAGUGCUAAGUCAUCUGUGGAACAGGUAGGUUUCCUGGUUGGACCACCAACGGUAAGCUACAGGUCACCAACAGGCUAGUGCCCCCUACCUUGUCUGGUUAACUUGGGUACCCUCAUCUCUGUGCUGUUGUGUGACACUAGGCCAUUUCUAUCAGCUCAUAUCAGUGGUCUUCAACCCUGGUCCUGGCGAGCUACCAUGCCUGCUGGUAUUUUUCUCAUUGAUCGAAUUUAAACAAAUUGUCAGGGAGAUGGGUGUUCCAGGUGUAAAUCGGUUGCUCACUAAGAUUGCUACUUACUUGGCCACCUCCCAGGCUGACUACAUUGUAAUCACUUGCCAGAUCUCGCAACACCUGGGUAGUUGUUUUACAUAUCAGCAAACCAAAUCAUAUCAAAUAGGAAUCUGAUGCCUGACUGCUAGUCGGUGAUUAGGCAAGUAUCCGCACAGCGCGACUGCAAUGUAGCUUGUCUGGAACGUGGUCGCUGAUUCAUUGCUGGAACACUUAGGGUCGUGCAAUGAACAGGCAGGGAAUAGUGUUCCCCAGGACCAGGGUCGCCCACCCUUGGUAUGAUGUGACUCAGGUGAGGGUUGACUUGUGAGGGGAUGUCUAUGCUGGCUCUGUAGUGUAUUAACUGUUUGUUGUUCUCAUUGCCACUGCAGCCGCCUAUCUGUGAUGGCUAUUGGCCAGAGCUGGCUUGCAGAUGAUGAUGGUUAUGAUACAUCUACACCCUACUACCACAGCUCAGUAUAUGGUUGGUAUGAUGGGUUUGUAUGAUGGGUAAGCUUUCUUUCCACCCUUCAUCCUCCUAUUUAGGGAAGAGGAGCUACGUUCAAUGGGCAAAGCAAAUUUUUUUUUGAAGCUGCUUAAAUGUUGCCUGAACAGUAUUGACAUUGGUAAGACAGAGCUGGUGCUUUGACCAUUGAACGCACCCCCAGGCCAUUAGUCAGUUAAUGGGUGCCCUAUGAGUUUUCCUUUUGUGUUAAAGCCACCUCCGAUGUAUCCCUUUUAGCACUUUUACAUAUAGGCCUAAGAGCUUUUACUGUUUUGAUUAUUGUAUUUGUCUGAAACAACAGCAUUUUAGCAAGUUGUCUCUUGCAUAAUCAUUAAGAAAAGGACAAUCUUUUGCAUAACAUUGCGUCAAAAAGACCACAUGCCCAAGACAAAAUCCCCUAGCGUUGUAAGUUAAGGUCCUUUCUUGUGUGCGUCGAGCUGGCUUUAAUGGAUUAGGCUUACGACGGGACUCUAACCACUUUUACAGCAAGGCACAUAAUUAUGCACAUGUAGCUUUGCCCCUACUAUAGAACUAGGCAAGAGCAGAUGCCAACAAGAGCAUAGCGAUAGUUCAUUCAGACAUGGCAGUCAUCUCACCCCCAGAUCUCUUUACCACAGCUGAUAUUAAGGAUCAGGUGUAUACAGCUAAUAGAACCAGUCUAGUGAGGAAACAUGUCACCACUGGAACUAGCCUACAUUUUAUUCUAGCCUACACCAAACACUUGUCUCAUUUUCUCUAGAUACAUACCUUUCUGUUUCUUAAAAUAACCUUUUGAUAUGCACCAUACGUGUGCUUGUAUAGUAAGAUUGUAUUUAGGCCUUGUAUUCAAGUCGUUUUGGGGGUUGAGGUAAGGCAACCCCCCUUUGAGUGAAGUCAUCUCUGAUUGGUUGAGAAGGUUAUGGUUUGUGGUAAGACAAACCCGGAUUGGUUAGGUUAGUGAGGGGUUGUGGUAAGGCCCCCUGGUAGUAUAAACCUGUGAGGUGUCAUGAAAGUACAGUGAUAAUUUGCUGUGAUCUAGAGGGGGUUCUGGUAAGGCCCUCUGAUUGGCUAUAAAAGCGAGGGGUUCUGGUAAGGCCUUUUGAAUGGUUAAGCGAGUGGUUCUGGUAAGGCCCUCUGAUUGGAUAUAAAGAGGAAAGAGUCCUCUGUGCCGUUUCUCAUUGGAUCGUCUUCCACAGCAGAGCAGACCAGUGUAGAGGCCAGGAUGGGUCAUCAUGGAUCUCGCCGAAUUCUUCGGUCAUAAGAGACUGAUCCCAAGACUGUCUGGGCCAAGGGAGUAUAUAUAUUUGUGCGUGUUCUGAGUUUGACUCCGAAGCUGCAGACUAUGGUGUUAAAUCUGGCAGAAGCAGGAGACUGCCAUGUUGACUGGCAACUGGAAGCCCUAUGCUCCGGGAGGUUCUGAGUUCGACACUGCGCUCGUGUCCAGGUGGUGGUAAGAUAGUUGACGAAAAACAAACAGCAGCCCGUAAAGCCCCAACUAAGGUAUGUGAACAUGGUCACAUUUAACUCAUGACACAUUUGAUUAUAUCUCCCCCUCCAGACAAGUAUUACAAGCAGGUCAGAGGUUGUAUGUAAGGCAACCAAAUUUACACUAGCCUCACUAGAGUCAGAAGCACAACAUGUAUUGGGUAAGAAGAUGUUGGUGUAAUAAGCAGCAUUACCAUAAAAGGCUGUGUAUUCUGGCAAUCAGAGUAAAUAACUCAAACCAAUGUGUCACUGGUAUUUUAUUUCUCACUGAACCAGGGAGGGGGGUAAGAACACCAGGAGUGGUGUGUGGUUGUGCCAGUGACGAUGGCUAUCGCAGGACGUGCCUAAGGUGUUACGCUUUGAACACAGAAAAAUAGUAUGCAGCAUCAUUUAGAUAUGUGUGCAACAAAAGUUCAACAUUCACCUUCUGCUACCAUUUCUGUCAACUCGUUAACGCAUACAGUUUGACGCAUACGUUCGAUAAAUCCAACGUAUGCACAACACAGAACGCACUGCAACUGCCUCUGCAACGCAAUGCUGCAGGGCAAACGCAGCGUUCCAUUGGAAAUAAACGCAAUGAAACAGUCAGUGUGUUCAAAGCGAAAGGAUUUGCAGUGCAGAGCCACCUGUGGUUUGUCACUAACCACGUUUCUAUCCACAGUUUUUAGAGUAAAGUCAUACCAUAUUUAAAAAAAUAACGACAGCUGUGAUGGAAACAGGAAGUUUCGGUACAAUUUUAUAAAUGCUGACUGAAUUUGUUAGUUCGACAUGGUGGGAUCUUUCUGUCAGUAAAAUGAAUUAUGUGCGAGAUGGCGGUGGAAAUGACUUAUGUGCAAAUAUUGAUAUAAUUACCAUCUUAUCGAAUUAAACUUGGAAUCGAUAUGGUGUGUGGUCCUCCCACUAUGACUCGGGAAACCAUGCAGUUUAUUAGGCUACAGAUCAAAUAUAUGGAUGAACUUCACAGGGUGGUGAAAGUGCACGAUGAUGAGCUUUAUUCUACUUUCCAAUAAAUAUCGAGGGUCUUAUGCUGGUGACAUGAUGAUUGACGCUUGACUGCCGUUUGACAAAAUAUUAUCUUCUCCAUUAUCUCAUGUAGACUAGCCUACCCGUACUGUAUAUGCGAGCGUAGGCACAUUUGCUAUUAAAUGCAACAGUUUUUGUGACAAAAAAAGUAACGCUUUUUCAACUACAGAUGGUUAUGUGUGCGCUACGUCAUCACGCACUGAUUGUCUUUUGCCGCAACAAGUCAUUUUGGAAAUGCACAUUUUGCAAUAUUUGUAUUAAAAUCUGACGACAAUUGGAUGGAAACCUAGCUACUGGUAGAAAAUCUAUUUUUCCACCUAUAAGUGGUUAGACGUGCUUUUGUAAGUGAAGUGGGUGUCUAUCUUACCCAUGGGGGUGACUCCUAUUCACUGUUCCUUCUGGGUAAGAGGUUGUAGAUGUGACAAUGUGUGAACAUGCACAAAUGCAUUUCUCAUCAAUUUGUCAGGUUGGAUAUUAAUUAUUGUCAUCUGAUUUAUUUCAAGUGACGGGCUCUCAAACGCACUCCACAUCAAAGUGCUGUCAACUGCUUGGACCACUCGUUUUCAUUUCAUGUCAUUUAGCAGACGCUCUUAUCCAGAGCUACUUACAGGAGCAAUUAGGGUUAAGUGCUUUGCUCAAGGGCACAUCGACAGAUUUAUUUUGACCUAGUCCGCUCUGAUUUGAACCAACAAACUUUCGGUUACUGGCCUAACGCUUUUUACCGCUAGGCUAACCACUAGGGACACGCAAUAUUCAGUAAUAAACCAUUAUUGAGAAUGGUCCAUUCAUCUGACUGCCGUAGCUUUAAAUUAAUUAAUUUUUACACAGAAUCCCAUGAUGAAAGUUUAUAGUUAUGAAAAGCUGGGUAUUUUCAUCACUAUGGAGCAAUUUUAAAUGCAUAUAGUUUUAGGUAAAAAUCUUAACCAAGGCUACAUUCAUGUGUCAUAAUUUAUGGGUAUACAUAUAUAAUUGAUAUUGAGCGUUAUGCUCGCUUCCCUAGAUGUAUGAAUUUAGCUUAUAGUUGUGGGCGAAGUCAAGACCAUUGAUUGGUCUACUCACCUCUGGUCCUCGAAGCCAGUUCCACUGCAUUCCCCCCCCCCCCUCCAUCGUUCCCCUCUAAUCAGGGACUGAUUUAGACCUGGGACACCAGGUGUGCAAUUAAUUAUCAGGCAGAACAGAAAAGCAGCAGGCUCCGGACCACGUAGGGUAAGAGUUGAGUACCCCGGGUAUAAACACUAACCUUUUAGCUUCAAGGUAAAAUGAGCCAUGCAACAGUAGAGUAUGAAAAAUGUAUGCACACACUAACUGUAAGUCGCUCUGGAUAAGAGCGUCUGCUAAAUGACUAAAAUGUCACUACUAGACCUAAGUAAGAUUUAAAUUAUUUUAAAGCAGAGUUUCACUUUUUUCGGUCUCUGGUGCUCCACAGAAACCAUACAUGACACAGAGCAAUCAUAUAGGCCUAACUUCAAUGUUUUUUGUUUGAAUAUAUUAUAUAAUAAAAUCUAAGGUUAGAGAUUUGAAUAAUUCAUGCUUUGGAAGGCAGACUUUGGUACAUUUUUAUCUACUAUACCGGCUCACUUGUAAUUUGCGGCUAGAAUUAAUUUAUUAUUCUAUCCCUCAUUAGCAUUUCAAAAUUGAUUUACUGAAGUAAAGUGCUUCACAACAAAAUACUUAAGCUGUGGUACAUCUUCAAAAAAGCGAAAGAUGUGCAGGUAAAAGCUUCAUUUAGUGGUGGAAAAGGGUCUACUACUACAUGGUCUGUCUGCCCAGAGAGCAGCUCCACACUACCUCACCUGCUCCUGGUCAGUAUAUUCAUGCACUCUUUGUUAUCCUUACCUUGUGAAAUAGCAGAGCUCCAACUUACCCUUCUCUACCUUUUCUGUCAUCACCCCCCCCCCCCCCCCCCUCCUCCCCUCCCCUCCAGCCGCCUACAAGCAUGCAGACGGCAAGAAAAUCGACGGGAGGAGAGUGCUGGUGGAUGUGGAAAGAGGCCGCACUGUGAAGGGAUGGCAGCCCCGCAGGCUAGGUGAGGAACUACACAUGAUCUCUGUGACUGCAUGAAUUAAUUGAAUGUUUUGGAACAGCUGAUUCUCUUCAAAUUGGCAUUUGCCAUUUAUGAAUCCCUUUUAAUAUUGUAUUUGUCCGUUUUUAAAUACAUAAAUCAUAGACAGGAAAUGAAUGCAUCACAAUGAGCCCUGUUUUCUGUCCCCAACCAGGUGGUGGUCUUGGUGGGACGAGGAGAGGCGGGGCUGACGUCAACAUCAAGCACUCUGGAAGAGACGACGCCUCACGUUACGAUGACCACCCCCCAAUUGGCGGGUGAGUAACUACACUCGGCCCUUGGGGUGGUCUACCAAGGGAGGAUUGUCACCCUAUUCCAAAUAGGCCCUACCCAUUAGACCCAAAAUAAUUGGAUAGAUGUAGCAAUAUACGGGAAAAUAAUGUGACGGCAAGAUGGAUUUACUACCAUAUUCCUUAGUUACAUCUAUCCAAUUAUUUUAGAUCUAUGAAAGUCUAGAGGAUAUGGGCUAGUGGUAGAUUUGGGAUUGGACAUUUUGUGGUUUGACUGACUUGAUAUUUUCUGUAGAGGUUUGUCAGUUGACUGUUAUUUUUGCCCUUCUCUUCACCUCAGGGAACGAGAGCGCGAACGUGGACCUGAGCCCAGAGGGGAGCGCAGAGAGCGCAGCGAGCGCAGCCGUGAGCACGAACGGGGGGGGGAGAAAGAGCGCGGUGGCGAGAGACGGAGGUCCCGGUCCCGGGAAAGACGCAGGCGCAGCUCUCGCUCCAGGGAGAGGGAGAGGGGCGACAGGGGUCUGGGCCUGGCAGGGCCCGGAGAGGAGAGCGUAGGGGGUGGCAGGAGGAGAGACCGAGAGAGGGAGCGGGGGGGAGGAGGGCCAGGGGGGAGAUAGUCGUAGCAGGGAGAGGAGCAGAGACAAGGGCGAAAGGAAGAGGAGGAGCCGCAGCCGAGAGCGCAAGCGAGACCGGGAGAGGGGCAAGGGUGGCGAGGGGGAUGAGGGCAUGGGGCUAGGAGAAGGUAUGAUGGCGGAGGGAGGAGAGAGAAUGCCUGAAGAGCCUAGCGUGGGUGAGGAAGGGGGAGAGGUGGGAGAGGAGCGUGGCGGGAGGGAGCGGGACAGGGAGAGGGAACGCGACCGGAGGCGCAGCCACAGGGACAAGGACCGCGAUAGGGACCGGGAGAGGCACAGGGGGGACAGGGAGAAAGACCGGGAGCAUAAGAGAGACCGGGAGCGGGGUGGCGGGGAGCGCAGGGAGGACCGGCAUGGCUCUCUCCUGCUCCCCUCGGCCGAGCAGGACGACGUGGGUAACGGGGAGGAGGGCGAAGCGCCGCCCAAGCCAGAGGAGAACAGCCAGGAUGGGUUGAUGGACCAGGAGUCGGUGCAGUCGGGGGAGGGCUAUGUUUCCAACGAGAACGGCUACAAGAUGGCGACCCAGGCAGACGAGUACUAA
Coregonus sp. 'balchen' is the source of this 16277-nucleotide messenger RNA. The record is from the annotation of a GenBank genome assembly. Lineage: Eukaryota; Metazoa; Chordata; Actinopteri; Salmoniformes; Salmonidae.